Hevea brasiliensis (rubber tree) is the source of this 2346-nucleotide messenger RNA. RefSeq names its product probable inactive receptor kinase At5g67200. The coding region runs from base 53 to 2080 and encodes 675 amino acids. The record is from RefSeq and is a predicted model, not a curated record. Gene Ontology annotation, biological process: protein phosphorylation. Gene Ontology annotation, molecular function: protein kinase activity; protein binding; ATP binding. The transcript has 2 exons. NCBI's taxonomy places the organism in Eukaryota, Viridiplantae, Streptophyta, Magnoliopsida, Malpighiales, Euphorbiaceae.
CAAACUACAAAAGCCAGCUGCUCCGCACAGGCACACCCCGCCUUCUCUCUCAAUGGUAGAACCCGCUACUUUCUCUUCUCCCUCAAAUGCGAUGCUGCUCCUUCCUCUCUUCCUCAUCUUCACCGCCGCCGCCCCUACUCCCUCUCUCUCCCAGACCACAGGCUACCUCCUCCCACCUGACGCCGUUUCUCUUCUUUCUUUCAAGUCCAAGGCCGACUUGGACAACAAGCUUCUCUUUGCUAUCAAUGAGCGCUUCGACUACUGCCAGUGGCAAGGCGUCAAGUGCGCCCAGGGUCGCGUCGUUCGCUUCUUCCUCCAAGGUUUCUCUCUCCGUGGCACCUUCGCUCCCUACACUCUCACCCGCCUCGACCAGCUACGAGUCCUCAGUCUUGAGAACAACUCUCUCUCCGGUCCCAUUCCCGACCUCUCCCCUCUCGUUAACUUGAAAUCCCUCUUUUUGAGUCACAAUUCAUUCUCUGGAUCUUUCCCGCCUUCUAUUUUGUUGCUUCAUAGGCUCCAUGUUCUUGAUCUUUCUUAUAAUAAUCUCACCGGUCACAUUCCGGUUCAGUUGUCUGCUCUCGACCGGCUCAGCUCGCUUCGUCUAGAGUGGAACCGAUUCUACGGUUCGCUACCGCCAUUGAACCAGUCUUUUCUUAUUUUUUUCAAUGUUUCCGUGAAUAAUCUCACGGGGCCAAUUCCUGUUACGCCUACUCUUUCCAAGUUUGAUACGUCGUCGUUUUCCCUCAACCCGGAUCUCUGCGGUGAGAUCAUCAACAAGGAGUGUACUAGGGUGCGCUCUCCCUUUUUUGAUUGGCCAUCAUCGUCCAAUGCCACCUCGCCAAUGGCACCGCUAGACCAAAGUGCGCAGGCGGAAGGCGGAGCUGGUGUAGUAGUUUUGUCUCCGUCGUCACCGCAGAAGCACAAGAGAACUACUGCUUUUCUGAGUUUCGCUGUUGGUGUAUCGGUAUUAAUCGUAUCUCUUUUAUGCAUCUUUUUUGCUUUGGUCAAUAAACAGAGCAAACAAACAAAUUCGAAGGAGAAACAGCCGGCGGCAGCAGCAUCUGCAACCGAGGCUGCGAAUUCGAUUCAUACAAACUCGACAGCUGAUGAUCAAGCUAUUAAAGAAUAUGGGGAAGUUGUAGUAUAUUCGAAAACGAAGGAAAUUGAAGUACAGCAAGUGAGAAGAGCGGAGAAGAGUGGUGGUUUGGUGUUUUGUGGAGGGCAGACACAGAUGUACACAUUGGAGCAGCUAAUGAGAGCAUCAGCGGAGUUGCUGGGGAGAGGAACGAUAGGGACUACGUAUAAGGCUGUGCUCGAUAAUCAGCUGAUAGUGACGGUGAAGAGGCUUGAUGCGAGUAAGAGUGCCAUUACGAGUAGCGAUGCCUUCGAAGGGCUUAUGGAAGCUGUGGGUGGGCUUCGCCACCCGAACUUGGUACUGAUCAUGGCAUACUUCCAGGCCAAGGGAGAGAGGCUUGUUAUAUAUGAUUAUCAACCCAAUGGCAGCCUCUUCAAUCUCAUUCACGGUUCAAGAUCAACAAGAGCGAAGCCUCUUCACUGGACAUCAUGCUUAAAGAUAGCAGAAGAUGUGGCCCAGGGUCUUGCCUAUAUCCACCAAGCAUCAAAGCUCGUUCAUGGCAACCUGAAAUCUUCCAACAUUCUGCUCGGAGCUGAUUUUGAGGCCUGCAUCACAGACUAUUGCCUUUCUGCCCUUGCAGACACUUCUACUGAAGAUCCUGAUUCCAUAGCAUGUAAAGCACCUGAGACCCGCAAAUCUAACAGUCGAGCCACUGCCAAAUCUGAUGUGUAUGCAUUUGGUGUCCUAUUACUCGAGCUUUUGACUGGUAAACAUCCAUCACACCAUCCAUUCCUUGCACCCACUGAUAUGUUGAACUGGGUCAGAGCAGUGAGGGAAGAUAAUUGUGUGGAAGAUAACCAGCUAGGAAUGCUUACAGAAGUCGCCAGUGUUUGUAGCUUGAUAUCUCCAGAACAAAGACCAGCAAUGUGGCAAGUGUUGAAGAUGAUACAUGAAAUAAAGGAAAGUGUCAUGGUAGAGGAGAAUGCACCUCCUGGAUAUUCGUAGUUGUUUUCUUUCUACAUGUACAGGAAUGGAUGAAUAGAAGAAACCACAAACUCAUGCAAUCCAAACCAUAGCUUUGGCAGAUGGGCAUUUGUCUAGAGAAGAAUUAUAACAGACAACCACUCCGGCUGUGAUAAAAAAAUUUAUAUGAUUUAAUGGAGCUUGAGGAAGCUAUAGGAACGCCAUUAGAUGUGAUGCUUAUGUGGCAGAUAAACCAUGAUUUUGUAAAGAUUCUAUAGUUCUUUUCUGUGGAGUGUUAUCAUUUUGAA